Cucurbitaria berberidis CBS 394.84 is the source of this 4106-nucleotide messenger RNA. RefSeq names its product glycosyltransferase family 2 protein. NCBI's taxonomy places the organism in Eukaryota, Fungi, Ascomycota, Dothideomycetes, Pleosporales, Cucurbitariaceae. Gene Ontology annotation, molecular function: chitin synthase activity. The record is from RefSeq and is a predicted model, not a curated record. Bases 140 to 3847 code for a protein of 1235 amino acids. The transcript has 4 exons. Gene Ontology annotation, cellular component: cell septum; cell periphery.
CGACGCUGCACCCUAUUCUCCUACCAUUUUCUCUUCCCAAGUGCACGACGGCCUGCGCUGGCCUGGCCUGGCAUAGAAGAGCAGAGCAGAGCAAGCCACCCUCUCGUGUGACGACGUCUGAGCUUGCAUUCCUCGCACAAUGUCUCUGCCCCAGCGACCCGACGAGUCCUCGCCCCGGCGGACCCACCACCGAAAUGUCUCUCGAGACGCUGAGCCGCGCCGACACUCGUCCCGCCGACGAAGAACAUCCGACUUGGAGAACACGCGAUCAACCGACCGUACCACCAGCAAACGCGGCGUCCAGUCGCACUCCAGAGCCCUCCCUGAGCCCGGCACCCCGGUGCCCAUGGAGCGAGACCCCAUAAUGCGCGGCCAGCACACCACCCCGAGCCACGAGCUGGGUAGAAAGCGCAGUCUCAUUCGCCCCGAGCGACAGCGAAUGGACCCGAACCACCCAAACUAUCACUACCGCAAGCAUGCCCAGCGCAUGCCUGUCCAGCCAUCAUCGACUGGCCACGACCCUAUCAUGGAGGACCAUAUGGAGGCCGAGACGGCGAGCUCAGAUAGCACCGAUCUGAAGCCCCCGCACAUGCGCAAUGCCUCGGGCGGAGGUUACAAUGACAAGCAGGCUCCAUUGGACGAUGACGAGAGACCACGAGUACCGCGCCGCUUGACACGGAGCAAGACCAUGGAAAACCUCGAGAAGCAGCGGCAAAAAGAAAAGGACCAGCUCCGCCCGCCCAGCUUUUGGAAUGUAUACUGCGCCAUCAUCACCUUCUGGUGUCCGGGCGCCAUCUUGAGAUGCUUUGGAAAACCACAAAGGGCACAGCAGCAUGCCUGGAGGGAGAAGGUCGGCCUAGUCAGCAUCAUUCUCUACAUCUGUGCAUUUGUUGGAUACCUCACCUUCGGCUUUACCGAGACCGUAUGUCCGUCUGGUGGAAACGCUCGCCUCAGGUCCAACAAGGUCGAUAGGGGUUACCUGAUCGUCCACGGCAGAGCUUACGACCUCACUCAAUCCACGCAUCCCAUGGCUCGAGGCAUCCCGUCUGGCGCCAACGUCCUCUUUGAUCUACCGGAGAAGCAUGGGGGUCAGGAUGGCAGUUUCCUCUUCCAGAACGUCAACGGGGCUUGCAAAGGACUCAUCACGCCAAAGGACAAUUCCGGCAUUCCAACAAGCGGAAGCGGAGACCUGGCCUGGUACUUUCCAUGCCGGCUCACCAACCAGGAUGGUUCUUCCAAGCCCAACAACACAUUUCUCGAGUACAAUGGCUACAUGUGCCACACCUCGGACAAUGCUCGCAAGGCCUUUUAUGGCUUGAGAAAUAACGGUGAUGUCUACUUCACCUGGGACGACAUCCGGAACAACUCGCGCAAUCUGAUGGUCUGGGGUGGAGAUGUGCUUGAUCUCAACCUUCUGGACUGGUUCAACAAGACCCAGGUCAACACUCCGCCCAUCUUCGACGAAAUCCGCCAAAAUCCUUCCGUUCGAGGAAUAGACGUCACGCGCGCGUAUUCUUCUAGUUACGAAAAGCAGGUUGCUCGAUGCUUCACCGAAAUUAUCAAAGUUGGAUCUAUUGAUACCGAGACUAUCGGCUGCAUUACUUCCAAGGUUGUUCUAUAUGUAUCGCUGGUAUUCAUCUUGGCCGUCGUCGUGGCGAAAUUCCUUUUUGCUCUAGCUUUCCAAUGGUUUAUUAGCCAGAAAUUUGCCGCCACCAAGACGUCUGUAGGCAAAACAGACUCCAAGGAGCGAAAGCAGCAAAUCGAAGAUUGGAGCGACGAUAUCUACCGCCCUCCGCCCAGGCUCGCAGACUCGGGUGCUGGUUAUGAUCGCUCAAGCAAGCGUGGCAGUGCAUUCUUACCGUCGACAUCAAGAUUCACGAGUCCGUACACUAUGGAUAAAUCAGCAAAGACACGCGCUCCACCAACCACCAUGACGAGCCAAAGUACUACGUCUCGCCUCCUCGGGUCCAACAGUGGCAUGUACAAACAACUCAACAACAGCCAAGGCACUCUGCCCACAUAUGACGGAAAACACUCGCAGGAGUCUAGAGCAAGUCUGCUCAUGCCUGGCAGUACCGAGCAAAAUGGCUAUUCUAGCGCCAUGGGCGGAUCCGACGGGCCCGGACCAGCGGGCUUCAUCCACGAAGCUGUUGUCCCGCAACCUCCUCCUGAGUGGCAGCCCUUUGGCUAUCCACUGGCCCACUCAAUCUGUUUGGUCACUGCAUAUUCUGAAGGUGCCGAAGGUCUGCGAACCACGCUAGACUCGAUUGCUACCACGGACUAUCCGAAUAGCCACAAGCUGAUCUUGGUCAUCUGCGAUGGUAUAAUCAAGGGCAAGGGAGAAGAAUUGUCUACACCGGAAAUCUGCCUCGCGAUGAUGAGAGAUCAUGCAGUUCUCCCUGAUGAAGUCGAGGCGUUUUCGUACGUCGCAGUUGCUAGUGGCUCGAAACGACACAACAUGGCCAAGAUUUACUCGGGCUUCUACGACUAUGGCGAGGACUCUCGUAUCAUCACGGAGAAGCAGCAACGUGUGCCAAUGAUGGUGGUGGUCAAGUGCGGAACGCCCGAUGAGGCUAAGAAGUCGAAGCCCGGCAAUCGUGGAAAGCGAGACAGCCAGAUCAUCCUCAUGUCGUUCUUGCAGAAGGUCAUGUUUGACGAGCGUAUGACGGAACUAGAGUUUGAGAUGUUCAACGGUAUCUGGAAAAUCACUGGCAUUUCGCCCGACUUUUACGAGAUUGUACUCAUGGUGGACGCCGACACGAAGAUUUUCCCUGACAGCUUGACACACAUGGUCUCGGCCAUGGUGAAAGACCCCCGGAUUAUGGGCUUGUGCGGUGAAACAAAGAUUGCCAAUAAGCGACAGUCGUGGGUGUCGAUGAUCCAGGUGUUCGAAUAUUUCAUCUCGCAUCAUUUGGCCAAGUCAUUCGAAUCGGUCUUUGGUGGUGUUACUUGUCUUCCGGGAUGCUUCUGCAUGUAUCGCAUCAAGGCUCCCAAAGGCGGUCAGAACUACUGGGUCCCAAUCCUGGCUAAUCCGGACGUUGUCGAGCAUUACUCGGAGAACGUGGUUGAUACGUUGCACAAGAAGAACUUGCUGCUAUUGGGUGAAGAUCGCUAUCUGUCGACGCUGAUGCUCAAGACAUUCCCCAAGCGGAAGCAGGUGUUUGUGCCUCAAGCGGUUUGCAAAACCACGGUACCGGAUGAGUUUAAAGUCCUACUGUCACAGCGUAGGCGAUGGAUCAAUAGUACGGUUCACAACCUGAUGGAGCUGGUGCUAGUGCGAGAUUUGUGUGGCACCUUCUGCUUCAGCAUGCAGUUUGUCGUGUUCAUUGAGCUGAUCGGAACGCUGGUCCUGCCCGCUGCUAUUGCAUUCACCUUCUACCUAAUUGCCAUUUCUAUCAAAGCCGCCAUCCUUCACACGGAAGCUCCGCUCAUUCCUCUUGUGCUCCUAGCGCUGAUCCUUGGUCUACCGGCCGUGCUCAUCGUGGUAACUGCUCAACGAUUGUCCUAUGUGGCUUACAUGUUUGUCUACCUACUGUCGCUACCCAUUUGGAACUUUGUCCUUCCGACGUACGCGUUCUGGAAGUUUGACGACUUCAGCUGGGGAGACACUCGGAAGACAGCAGGCGAGAAGACGAAGAAGGCGGGACUGGAGUAUGAGGGCGAGUUUGACAGCAGCAAGAUCACCAUGCGGCGAUGGCAUGAUUUCGAAGCAGAACGAAGACUCAAGGCACCAGGCGGCGGCGGCGGCGGCGGCGCCAGGUGGUCACAGCAACCGACAACGUCGGCUUGGCCGCCGCAGCAGCAUCAGCAACAGCAGCAAGGAUACGACCCGUACUAUGAUAAUUGAUUUCGCAUUGUGGCGUCGCAUAGGAAGGGAAGCCGUCGUGUCGUCUGCGCGGCGAGCUAAAAUAUUGGGUUUUGUACCACGUUGCUUCUUACUGCAUUGCUGGGGGGGCCAUCGGGUCUAUUCUCACGCCAUAUUUUUCUUCUUCAUUCUUGUGGGCUCUUCUUUCUUCCUUGUAGAUGAUGGACUAGGUCGAUUACUGUACAGUGGACCAUGUUAGACUAUUGGUAGUGGUCGUAGUAGUAAUUCCAUUCAUGCGGCA